Molecule: messenger RNA, 1826 nt
Organism: Chilo suppressalis (striped riceborer)
Lineage: Eukaryota; Metazoa; Arthropoda; Insecta; Lepidoptera; Crambidae
Source: the annotation of a GenBank genome assembly
UUCCGCAAGCUUGUCUUGUUGUCUUUGUUGAGUGCUUUAUCAAUUUGAUAAAAUUCACACCUUUAAAUUAACACAUAGAUGAAGUAAUCCUGUAUCAGUCGAAAUGGCUACCAUCGCGGACCUGCGGAGCGCGUUCGAAGCGAAGUUAAAGGAAGGAAUACCCAAUCCACCGGGCGAAUUUCAUCCUUUGGACCUCGAGCGGGCUAGAAAUGAUAACUACCUUCAAAGGGUGUUGAAUCAUUCGGAAAAUGACCUGAAAGCGGCCACCGAUAUGUUGUGGGACAUCCUAAUGUGGCGUAAAACAGUAGGUGCGAAUGAUAUUAACGAAUCGAACAUUCGAAUGGAGUAUGCGAAGGACGGUGUAGUAUUCCCGCACGGAAGAGACGUCGAAGGCAGCCUAAUCUUCAUAAUAAAGUCGAAACAGCAUGUCAAAGGCCAAAAGGACUUUGAGGAAAUAAAAAAGCUUUUCAUCUAUUGGCUCGACAGAAUAGAGAGGGAAGAAAACGGCAAUAAAAUAACUCUAUUCUUCGACAUGGAAGGCUGCGGACUCAGUAACAUGGACAUGGAUCUAAUAAAGUAUGUAAUCAACUUGUUUAAGUUUUACUAUCCAUAUUUUUUGAAUUACAUUGUUAUUUACCAAAUGCCCUGGGUGUUGAAUGCCGCGUUUAAGAUAGUCAAGUCGCUUUUGCCCGCCAAAGCAGUUGAAAGAAUGAGGUUUGCAAAUAAAGAUACUUUGAAAAGUGUUGUGGCUCCAGAACAGGCUCUAGUGUGUUGGGGAGGCAAGGAUCCAUACGUAUUUGAAUUCAUACCAGAAAAUAGAGGCAGUUCUGAGCACACACCAAAGAAGGUUACUUUUGCUGAGCAAGGUGACAACCAGCACUCACCAGGUGAAAUGCUACGAUUAGUACCAAACGAUACAAUCUUAUUCAAAAAUGAAAAUGAUGAACUGUCCAGUCAAUUCACCAUCACUAAUAUGGAUGAAGGUUCAAUUUCCUUUAAAAUACGCACUACUUCACCGGAGAAGUUCCGUGUGAGGCCCAGCUCUGGUACUCUGGCUAGCGGUCAAUCGCAAUCUGUUGUGAUUGUAGUGCAGCCUGGCUUCCAAUUACGCACAGUAACUAAAGAUAGGUUCCUUGUGAUGUCUGUGCAAAUCCCAAAGACAGAUUUAUCAAGCAAGGAGUUAGCUGAAGUGUGGCAAAAUUCUACUGGCAGCAAAGUGGACGAGUAUCGACUGAAAUGCCAGUUCCCUGACAAAGAACUAUCGAAAAAUGGUAAUAUUGAUGGUAGAAUGACAGAGAAGCCAGAUACAAUAACCAACGCUUUGAAUAAUUUGCAACAAAAUUAUGAGAGUCUGCAUAAUGAUAUGCGAAAGUUGAGACAAUUGCAUUUCCUAACUCUUUUUUUGACAGCCGCUGCAGUGAUUUUAGGCUAUCUUGUGUACAAAAAUUCGAGUGUGGAAGGAAGUUACUGUGAACGAAUCUAGCCCUUAAUAAUAGUGGUAUUAGAUACCACUUUGAACAUUAACGAUGUGCUGAAUAUAUUCCUUUUCAUUAUUUUGUUGUUCAACACAGCACUGUACGUUAAAUAUUGCCAAUUAGUUCGUAAAGUGGAAAUGCUACAUGUAACUGAAUAGGUAGAUUUGUUGCAUUAUAGGAAACCCUAAUUUUUAAACAUCACAAUGAAUUCAUUCCAAAUAUUAGUAUUUAGUGUAUGUAUAUAGAAACAUUCCUGCAUGUUUUAUUUUAGCUCUCUUGGUGUGUGAAAUAUUCGACAAGCAUGUUCUCUACUUAAAUACUCAUUUUUUUUCAUAUUGAUACAAACCAGGG